This is a messenger RNA of Gaeumannomyces tritici R3-111a-1, 1180 nucleotides long. RefSeq lists its product as hypothetical. The transcript has 3 exons. The record is from RefSeq and is a predicted model, not a curated record. The coding region runs from base 20 to 1180 and encodes 386 amino acids. NCBI's taxonomy places the organism in Eukaryota, Fungi, Ascomycota, Sordariomycetes, Magnaporthales, Magnaporthaceae.
CACGGCCGUGGUGAGACGCAUGCUAACAAAGAUGCGCAGUUUGUUUCUGCUCACGACAUACCUUCAAGGCCGGGUUAAGAAUCAAGUCACGGUUCGUCUCCGGCAAACAAGGCCCUUGGGUUCUACGGCUGCCAAUCUGCCUCGUCGUCCUCCUGUUCGACUGCCAAACUCGACAACUCCCUUCAAGGCAGUCUGGGCGAGGUCAUGCCUCGCUGGUCAAGUUGGGAACCGGCGAGCCUCCUACUCCUCUACGAAGCCGGCCCAAGAUGGGAUAUCGCUCCCACCCAUAAUCAAAAACCAACAGCGACCGUCCACCCUUGCAAUACCGAUACACGAUACGUCUCCUGCGUCCAUUGGAAUCAACACCUGGGAUGGCUACGUGCAAAUAGUCGCGCCUGGCACACGCUUGCCGUGCAGCAGAUCGGUAAUGAUGGAGAGCAAAUUCGACCAUAUAGGGGAGGACAGGAUGCAGUUGUGCGGCUACCUGCCCGGACCACGCGUACGCGUGGAUCUAGUGGCGCUUUGGAUAUGCGGGAUCCGGAAGGAAAAGAAGGAAAAGACGAAGCUAAAGGCAACCGUGGCCCUGCGGGAAGACCUGUCUGGCACGUUCACAGCGCAUUUCACGCGCUACGAUGGAAAGGCGGCAGAGGCGUCUGUUAACUUUUGCACAGAAGAGAUACUCAUUAAGGGUGACGGUAAAGAUGCACUAUCGGUACAGUCUGGGAACUUCAUGGUUCUCGACGGAUGCCACAAAACCUGGACGCUCUUCUUCACCCGGGUCGUGACGCUACUUGGAGGCACUGCCCGACUCGCCGGCCGCAUUGCCGUCAUCCGAACCCCCAGAGCAAUGAUGCUCAUGCCCGUCUUCCCGGCUCUCGUCUUCCUGCGCAACGGGUCAAUCACCGCCUGGCCAGCGCACUCUGGCACUAGAAACUCACCAUCUCGGAACAGAGAAGGGGAAACGGCCUUCAUGCUUCAAGGCAUCAGCAACGGGAAUUUAAAAGCCAGGCGUGCCCGCAUUUGGACGCGUCGCCUGUGUGUACAACCAUCACCUCGUUGGCGGGGGCGCGUUCUGGGUGGACACUACGAGCUCAACGUCGUACUGAUGACGGCUCAGACCUGCAUGAAGCACUACGUGCGGAAUGACGAAGACGAUUGGCAAUUGUGGUCGCUGCCCUGA